Cladocopium goreaui is the source of this 1518-nucleotide messenger RNA. NCBI's taxonomy places the organism in Eukaryota, Dinophyceae, Suessiales, Symbiodiniaceae. The record is from the annotation of a GenBank genome assembly.
AGAAAGGACGCGUAGAAAGAAGCGCAGGAUGGCGGCUUCAGUGUCACCUGUGCCAAUGGACCAGAACCAUCUAGCGAGGGUUCAGUCCACAGAGAUGCAAUCUUAUGGUCGAUUGUCGUGGGUCGCGAGAGCAUCAGCAGAGUCUCUCAAUACUCACACCACAUCAACUUCUGGACGAGCCCUUCAUCUCGAUGAGGAAAGCGCUUCCAGUGAUGAGAGUGAGGAGCCGGGACCUCUACGGUUGACGCACGUGGUGUCUGCCUAUGUCAUGGGUUGGAGCUCGGCCGUGUCGCAGCGACGCACCUCUGUUCACGAACUGGUGCAGCAAGGGAUGAGCCAGGCCGAGGCCAAUGCCCAGGUGGUGGCGGAACACCGAGAAGAGGUCUUGUUCGACUUGUUCUCCAGGUAUCUUUGCGUCCUUGCAAUGCUUUCUUUGUUACUUAGCGCCACGCUCCUUGGACUUGCUACUUGGCACAUCGAAGAGUUCAUAAGGUACCACAAUGUGGCCUGCGAGGGUUCGCUGAAACUCUUGACGAAGAUAAUUCUGGGCAUUUCGUUCUUCGACAUCGUCAUGGGCACCCGAGUGUGUUGUUUGGAGAUUGACGAAAGUGCUUUACCGCGGCGCUGGAGGUGCAAGGAUUGCUGUGUGGUGUUGCUUCUAUGCGUGAUGGCCGUGAAUGUUUCCGGCGGAUUUUUUUAAAUGAGUUUUUCUUUCAACCAUUUCUUGUCCUUUGGCGAUGAUGCUAGACUGCUAGAUGAUGAGACCUAAUGGCUAAGAACAUGAUUGAAUCACAUUAAACAUAUCGAAAAAAACAUCGAACCCUAAUAGAUCAUAUUUUCACCAGGUCCGUGCUUAAACAAAACAACAUCUUCAACCAGCAAACAUGGGAAUAUCAUGUGAAUAUCAUGGGUAUAUAUGGGGAUGUUUGAUUUGCAGUUAUAUGAUAUAGUAAAACCUGAGUAAAAUCCACCAGGUUUGGAUCCUUUUGUGGCUGGGUACCGCUUCUCAGCAGGGCAAUGUGCACGCGGGCCCCAGCCAAGAGCUGCCAAGUUGCCGGGAUGCAGCACCUGGGCUGUGGGUGGCUACAGUGGCGCAUGGAGUUGGCUUGGUCACCUACACGGUGUAUCUGAUGGUGAGCUUCGUGGGCGUUGGAAACAUGUUGCAUGGCCUUUUGAGACGUGGCAUGUUGCGAAGUCGCGAUGCGGCACCUGUGGGCUCCUUGGAGGAUAACACGGUGCCAGCCAUAGAGAUUGAUGAGGACUACGAAUGUCCUAUCUGCCUGGAAGAGAUCGAUGAAGAGGCCGGGGUCAUGACUAAAGAUUGUCAUCACAUCUUUCAUCGCGAGUGUUUGAAACACUGGCUCCAAGUGAACAGCACUUGUCCCUUGUGUCGGCUGAGCCUAGCCAGGCAUUAAUGCCUGGCGUUAAUUCAAAAGCUAGGCAGCUAAUGAUGCCAAUGUUCCGCCCGACCAACAGCACUUGUGAUCCAAGCACUCACCGAGUGGCCUUGUUGCGAUG